AUGGCAGAGCGUUCAGAAGGCAAGUACUGCUUCUCUUACUUUUGUCACCUUCCUGCUGGGCUGCCUCAGAGCAGAUUCGCUAUUCCAUCCCUGAGGAGAUGGCAAAGGGUUCGAUUGUGGGGAAUAUUGCCAAGGAUUUGGGACUGAAUACAAGAGAUCUUGCAAAGCGCAAUCUGCAUGCUGUCUCUUUGAAGAAAAUGCAGUAUUUCAGUAUAAAUGCAGAGAAUGGAAACCUCUAUGUAAGUGACAGAAUAGAUAGGGAGCAGCUAUGUGACAUAACUCCCAUUUGCGUAGUAAAUUUUGAAGUGGUAGUUGAAAAUCCCCUCAAUAUCUUCCAUUUAACUAUAGCAAUUCAGGACAUUAAUGAUAAUGCACCACUGUUUCCCAAUGAUAACAUCAACUUGGAGACAAGUGAACUUACUGUACCAGGCGCACGAUUUCUCCUUGGGAAAGCUGAAGAUCCUGACAUUGGGAUGAACUCCCUCCAGAAUUACCAGUUGAGCACCAAUCAGUACUUCAGUUUGGAAGUUAGAGAAAUGGAAGAUGGAAGUAAAAAUGCAGAAUUGGUGCUGCAGAAAUCUUUGGAUCGGGAAAGUGAGCACUCUCUUCACUUGAUCCUUACAGCCUUGGAUGGGGGGGAACCCAGAAAAACUGGGACUGCCCAGAUAUGGAUUAAUGUCACAGAUGCCAAUGACAACCCACCUGUUUUCACUCAAGAGGUGUACAAGGUCAGUGUGCAUGAAGAAGCUCCUGUUGGGUCCUUUGUGCUCCAAAUUGUAGCCUCUGACAAAGAUGAUGGUUUAAACGCCCAGAUCAGAUAUGAAUUCAGCAACAUUCCCGUCAAUGGACAAAAGAAAUUUGGACUAGAUCCAGUUGAUGGCAUAAUCUCUCUUCUGCAGAUGUUGGAUUUUGAAGAAACAAGAAGAUAUACUAUGACAGCAGCAGCAAAGGAUGGAGGUGGAUUGGUGACACACUGCAACAUUGAAAUAAAUGUUCUUGAUGGGAAUGAUAAUGCCCCAGAGGUGACUUUAGCCUCCAUGUUCAGCCCUGUUCCUGAAGAUUCUCUGCCAGGAACUGUAAUUGCUCUGAUCAAUGUAAAUGACAAAGAUAGUGGUGAUAAUGGGAAGGUUACUUGCUAUUUACAGGAUGAUUUACCCUUCAAAAUUCUUCCGUCAUCUAAUAAUUACUUCAAACUCCAGACAGACAGUCCUUUGGACAGAGAAAUAGCUCCUGCAUACAAUAUUACAAUCACAGCCACUGAUAAAGGAACUCCACCUCUUUCCACACACAAAACAAUCUCACUACAGAUCUCAGAUAUCAAUGAUAAUGCCCCUACAUUUCAGAAAUCUUCAUACAACAUCUACGUGCCAGAAAACAAUCCUUCAGGUGCCUCCAUUUUCACCAUCAAAGCCUCUGAUUCCGACAUGGAUCAGAACUCACGGAUCACAUACUCCAUCCUCAACAGCAACAUUGAGGAGCUUCCCAUCUCCUCCUAUAUCUCCAUUAAUUCUGAGACUGGCACCAUCUAUGCCCAGAGAUCCUUUGACUAUGAACAAUUCAGAGAGUUUCGGGUGCAAGUGAAGGCCCAAGAUGGGGGUUCUCCCCCUCUCAGCAGCAAUGUGAGCGUCAGGGUGUUUGUUCUUGACAGGAAUGAUAACAGCCCUCGUAUCCUGUCCCCUCACAAGAAGCCAAGGGCUCAGCCUUGUUUGAGAUGGUGCCUCGUUCGGCCGAGGCAGAUUAUCUUGUCACCAAGGUGGUGGCCGUGGAUGCAGAUUCUGGACACAACGCCUGGCUCUCCUACCACCUGACUCAGGCCACUGAGCCGGCACUCUUCACAGUUGGUUCUCAUACUGGAGAGAUCAGGACAGCCAGGGCCUUGGUGGAGAGAGACGCUGUGAAACAGAGACUGGUCAUUAUGGUGAAGGAUAACGGGCAGCCGUCUCUCUCGGCCACCAUGACUCUGAACCUGGUGUUUGCUGAGAACUUUCAGGAGGCCCUUCCGGAAAUGAAGAGCCAACCCAGCAGCUCGGAGUAUCAGUCUGACCUGCAGUUCUACUUGGUGCUGGCCUUAGCUGUGAUCUCCUUCUUGUUCCUCUUGACUGUCAUUCUGGCCGUUACAAUGAAGCUCCGCCAAUCAGGGCAUCCCAGGUUCCUACAGUGCUUUGGUCCUGUUCCCCAUUCCAAGAAUGGUGCCAUCUUCCCACCCAACUUUGAAGAUGGGACUUUGCCCUAUUCCUACCAGCUGUGUCUGUCUUCUGAGACCAGAAAGAAUGAGUUUGCCUUCCUGACACCCAGUGUUCAGAUGGUAGACAAUAUUGUUAGCAGUGAGAAACCUGAUGUGCCUUUUGCAGUCAACAGUGGAAACAAUUUUCAGUCUGAAAAGGCUAAGGAUGAAGAGGUAAGCUUUAUGGUUAGGAAUUCUUUGUAUUGCACCUUUGAUACUCUUCCCCACAUUUCUGCAGAAUUUUUUAUUCUAUUUUAGCAGUUAUGGAAUAAGAGGAGAUUGGUAAGUGGAGAGUAAGUAGGAAUAAAGUGACAAUUCUCCUUAUGGAGAGAUGUAGAAGGUAUGAUGCUCCAAGAAUCAGUACUGAGCUUUUAAACUUGUUCCUAAAUGAUCUAAAAUUAGGAGCGAGCCAUGAUGUAGCCAAGUUUGCUAAUCCCAAAUAGUUCAGAGUGGUUAAAACAAGAAGGGGUUGCAAAGAGCUCGCAAAGGAUCUCUCCAAACCAUACCGAGUGAAUGGGCAGUAAAUGGCAAUUGCAAUUUAAUGUGAACAAGUGUAAAGUGAGCUAAAAGAACUGUUGUUUCAGUUAUAUGCUUAUGGGGACUAAACAGGAAUGAGAUCUUGGGGUCAUAGCGAACAGUUUGAUGAAGAUGUUGACAUAGCAUGAGACAGCUGUGGAAAAAAAAGAAAAUAAAUUUUUGAAUACUGUGUAUAGUUCUGGUCAACUUACCUAAAAACAGGUAAGGUGGAGCUGGAAAAUAUGAACCAAAAUUGGCAAGGGGAUGGAGCCAUUCACCCUUUUAGUUUACUUAGAUACAGCUUACAGAAAAGGCAAUUAAGUGAAGACAUGGUAUAGGUGUAUAUAAUUAUGCGUUGUAUGGAAAGUGUGGAUGGAUAAGUGCCCCCUUCCACACAUAACACUAAAACUAAGACACAUCCAAUGAAGCUGAAUGUUGGAAGAUUCAGGACAGACCGCAGAAAAUACUUCUUCACACAGCACUGAGUUAAACUGAGGAGUUUGUUCCCAUGAGAGGUAGUGAUGCCCAUUAACCUGGGUGGUUUUAAAAGAGAAAUGGACACAUUCAUGUACAACAUUAUUUUGUGGCCUGCUAGCAAUGGUGUCUAGGUUCUAUCUCCAUAGUUAGAGAUAGUAUGUCUCUGAAUACCAGUUGUGGGGAAUCAGAAGUGAGGAGUGUGCUGUUGCACUCAGGCCCCACGUUUGGGCUUCCUGUAGGCAACCAGUUGACCGCAAGGAAAAUAAUAUUCUGAACUAAAUAGGACACUGGCCUGAUCCAACAUGCUCUUCUGAUAUUUUUAUGUUAAUCAUGUGCUUCUAAUUUAUUCUAUCUACAGAAGUUCUGUUAGCAAAUGAAGAGACUGUGGAUUUGUCUGUAUUUUAUGUCAUAGAUGUGUUUUGUGCUGAGGCUAAGAGUUUGCGGCUGAAUUCAGCCAAGGAGAUGUGCCAAAUGCAGGAGCUCUGAAAUGAAUGUGCACGCACAGAAAUGUUGAGGAUGGGAGUUGUAUGUGCACCUGCACACACAAUCAUAUACAUAUUCAUCCCAAACACCUGUGAUUUUGGUGAAGACUAAGAGCUGCUCCAAGAUAGUUACUUUUCUGUUUAAUCUUUCUUCCAGUGUAGAAGGAGCUGCAUUAUUUUGCUCAGCUCUCUAUCCUGAGAAAGCUUUUAAAUGAAGGUCCCAUUCACUGAACGAAGCAAUAUGCGCAUGCACUGUAAAGGUUCUACUUCUGAGGAACACACACACACUUGAACUAUGUCACCAUAUUGUUCAGAAUUUCAUCAAAAGAAUACAAUGCUGAUCUGGAAGUUCAGAAAAUAAACACGGAUCUUCUAGUCCUCCUCUGAGUGUACCAAUUUACAAUGCAAGGGAUUAAAACAUAUAUUGCAUGCUUUCCUCUUCUACUCAUAAUAAUGUGUUCACAUCGGAGCCAAAUCUUCUAGACUACAUUUUCCUUCUCUCUACAUCAUGGGAAGAGUAUAGUAAGUGAUUUUACAGGACAUGUAGGUAGCCAUAACAGUGCUAGAUGAUGCCUUGUCAAGUGCUGCUUUAGUAUUCCACAACGUAAUCUAGCAUUCCACUGUUUAGCAUUCUAACCAUGAUAUUUUAUUGAUGUGACUCUUACCUUUGUACAAUAGACCACAUUUCAACCAUGUAAAAUUCAGAGGUUUCAAUAUCUCCACUUCUAUAGAUCUGUGACUCCUCCAGCCAGGCAAGCAGCAAUAUCCUAGUUCAAGGACACAUUGCAGCCAGCAAAAGCUCUUGAAGAGGGCAAGGAAGAAGGCCAGUGAGGGGUUGAGGGGUGUGAUCUGGGAAGGGAGGGAAGCCUAUGGAAAGCCUGAGGGGUGGGGAGAGAGGACUCAAGUUCCCAAGAAAAACUGUAGCAUGAUCUUGAGUAAGCAUUGUACUUUUAGUGCUGUUCUCAUUAUAUGACUGAGUUGCAUAAGUCAAGUAAUGCCUUAAGAGAAGAAAAAGAACUUGCCAAACAUUAGGAAUUUCUCCAGGUAUCCCAAAUCACUCACAUCACUGUCAACUAACACAGCUACGUACAUGACUGAUUAAGUGCAUCAACUGGCAAGUAGGUGAGGAGACGAUUGCCAGCAAGACAGUUGGUGCAAUAGAAAGUAGAACUGUGGUACCUUAGAGGGGAAAUUUUGUGUGACACAGAGAUUCCAAAGGCCUUAAUGCACAUUUUGGGAAAAUAACUUUUAAACUCAGAAUUCAUUAGGUCUGAGAACCACUUCCUGUGAUUAAAUAUGUUGACACGUACCUAUAUGGAUGAACAGUCUCUAACUGUCAGAAAAAUACGAUUACACAACUGUACUAUCAGACAGGGACACUAAUCAGUCAGUUCAGUUUCUCUGAAGCGCACCCCCAUGAGCAAUGCCAAAUGUGCUAAUACGAAAGUGUGAAAGUGUGAAAGUACCGUUGGGGCAAAUGACUGGAAUAAUUUUCAGGACACUUGUAUGUUUAUUACAAAAUAAUCAAUUUUCUCUGGUAUUUUAAGCUAUCAUUCCUAAGUACUCAGGGGUAAUAAGGUAGGGAAAAUGACAUAUAUUACUUGGGAAAGGGAUAAUUUCUAAAAUAUAUGAUUUGUUUUCUGUAGGUCAGUUUUGUCUAAUUAAGUUGAGUUGUUGCUUAUCCUAAUUUCAAAACAGAGACCAAACUCUAUUUUUUUUUUUACCAUACCACAAAAGAUUCUCUACCUGAGAAUCAUUGUACGUAAGAUUAAAAAUGGCAAGAAAUCCCUUAUAUGUUAUUUACUUAAAAGAAAAGACACAUCUUGCAGUUCUCCAUCUAAGACUCAGAGUGUCACUGUUGGCCAAUAUAGUUCUCAUGGAGGAGUGGAGAAUCCACUAUCAGAUGCUUUUGCAAUUUGAUUGCUCAUGAACUACAGAGCCGGGAAACAGCAGAACACAGGAACAAAACCGCUGCAAAGUAUAGAAAUCCAGCAGCAGCUACUGACUUCGUUCAUGAUUCUUUAUUGAACACUUCUACAGAGUGAAUGGGAUUUAAUACUACUCAAUUUAACUAAUCACAGAAAGAAAGGAUAAAGCACAUUUCUCUGCAAGAGUGAUGGCCGGCAGACAGAAAGAUAGCAGCAGAUCCCUAAGAAGGCAAGUACCUCUCCUCUUAUUAUUCUCUCUGUGUGGUCAGAUUGCCUCAGAGCACAUUCAUUAUUCCAUCCCUGAGGAAAUGGAAAAGGGAUCCAUUGUAGGAAACCUGGCCAAAGACCUGAGCCUGAAUAAUGGAGAAAUAGGAAAUUACAAUCUGCAUAUCCUUUCCCUAGGUAAAAAGCAAUACUUUACUCUCAGUGCAGAAAAUGGAAAUCUGUAUGUAAGGGAAAGGAUUGAUAGAGAAGAAUUAUGUGGUCAAACUGCAUUCUGCUCCAUCAAUUUUGAAGUGGUGGUUGAGAGUCCUAUGAAUAUUUUUCAUGUAACUGUAGAGAUUCAAGACAUUAAUGAUCAUGCACCACGUUUUGUAAAUGGGGAUAUCAAGCUGGAGACAAGUGAAUCCUCUUUACAAGGCACCACAUUUCUCCUUGGACAAGCUGAAGAUCCUGAUCUUGGGGUGAAUUCUCUCCAGGAUUACAACCUUAGCACAAAUCCAUACUUUAUUCUGGAAGUGAGAGAAAUGGAAGGCGGAAAUAAAUAUGCAGAAUUAGUAUUGAAUAAACAGUUGGAUCGGGAAAGUGAAAGCAGUUUCCAAUUAAUCCUAACAGCUCUGGAUGGAGGGAAGCCUUCCAAAACUGGAACAGCCAAAAUAUGGAUCACCGUCAUUGAUGCAAAUGACAACCCACCAGUCUUCACUCAAAAAGUAUACACAGUCAAGCUGAAAGAAAAUGCCCCCAAAGGGUCAUCAGUGGUCCAGGUGAAAGCCACAGAUAGAGAUGAUGGUUCAAAUGCCCAGAUAAACUAUAGUUUUAGUAACAUCCCAGAAAGUGCUCGUCAAAAGUUCCACUUAGGUUCACAAGAUGGAACAAUUAUAGUUAAGGAGGUUCUGGACUUUGAGGAAACAGAAGGAUAUGUAAUGGCAGUGGAAGCAAGAGAUGGAGGUGGAUUAGUGGCUCACUGUAAAGUUCAAAUAACACUCCUAGAUGAGAAUGACAAUGCCCCAGAAGUGAUUCUGGCCUCUUUAUCCAGCCCCAUCCCUGAAGACUCUGCAGUAGGAACCCUGGUAGCCCUUAUCAAUGUAAAUGAUAGAGACUCUGGAGAUAAUGGGAAGAUUACUUGUGAUAUACAACACGCUUUGCCAUUCAAAAUGGUAUCAGCCUCCAAUAAUUAUUAUAAGCUUCUCACAGAUGCCCCCUUGGACAGAGAAAGAACUCCAGAGUACAAUAUCACAGUCACAGCCACAGACAAAGGCAACCCCCCUCUUUCCACAUACAAAACCAUCACACUGCAGAUCUCAGACAUCAAUGACAACUGCCCUGCCUUUGAGAAACCCUAUUAUACUGCCUACGUCCCAGAGAACAAUCCUUCAGGCUCCUCCAUUUUCAGGGUCAAAGCCUCCGACCCAGAUGUGGACCAGAAUGCUCAAAUCACCUACUCCAUUCGCAACAGCAUCACUGAGGGGCUGCCUCUCUCAUCCUUCCUCUCCAUUAAUUCUGAGACUGGCACUAUCUAUGCUCAGCGCUCCUUUGACUAUGAGCAAGUCAGGGAGUUUCAAGUGGAGGUGAGGGCCGAAGAUGGAGGCUCCCCCCGCCUCAGCAGCAAUGCCACCGUGAGAGUGUGUAUUCUGGACCAGAAUGACCAAAGCCCUCAGAUUCUUUACCCUUCUCAAGGAGCAGAGGGCUCCUCCUUGUUUGAGAUGGUGCCUCGCUCAGCAGAGGAGGGUUAUCUAGUGACAAAGGUGGUGGCUGUGGAUGCUGACUCUGGACACAACGCUUGGCUCUCCUACUAUCUGCUCCAGGCAACAGAACCUGGGCUGUUCUCAAUUGGUUCCCAUACUGGGGAGAUCAGGACCUCACGGGCUUUUCUGGAAAGAGAUGCUGUGAAGCAGAAGCUCAUCAUCUUAGUCAAGGAUAAUGGGCAGCCACCACUAUCCGCUACCGUGAGUCUCAACCUGGUGUUUGCUGAGAACUUCCAGGAGGCACUUCCGGAAAUUAGCCACCAGCCCAGUGACUCAGAGUAUCAAUCGGAUCUACAGUUCUUCUUGGUGCUGGCCUUAGCUUUGAUUUCAUUCUUAUUCCUCCUGACAGUGAUUCUGGCGGUUCUCAUGAAGAUUCGGCGAUCAGGGAACCCCAAAUUCCUGCAGUGUUUUGCUCCUGUUCCCCAUUCAAACAACACAGUCAUUUUCCCACCAAACUAUGAAGAAGGAACAUUGCCGUAUUCCUAUCAGCUAUGUUUAUCUUCUGAGUCCAGGGUACAGGAGUUCACCUUUCCAACACCCAAUGUUCAAACCGCAGAGAAUAUUUCAAGCAACACUGAUGCACCUUUGACUGCCAAUGGAGGCAAUAUCCUAAUUUCUGAGAUGGAUAGAACUGAUAUGGUGAGUUUUAAUCUGAGCAGUAUCUACAUUAUACAUUCUUGCUGCUUAGAGAAAGGAAAUUUUUAUGAAUCUUUGUUGCUGAUUCCGUAA
Podarcis lilfordi (Lilford's wall lizard) is the source of this 8320-nucleotide messenger RNA. Lineage: Eukaryota; Metazoa; Chordata; Lepidosauria; Squamata; Lacertidae. The record is from the annotation of a GenBank genome assembly.